Molecule: messenger RNA, 579 nt
Organism: Drosophila hydei
Lineage: Eukaryota; Metazoa; Arthropoda; Insecta; Diptera; Drosophilidae
Exons: 1
Coding region: 63-482 (139 amino acids)
Source: RefSeq, a predicted model, not a curated record
AACAACAAAUCAAAAAUACAUUUCAAUUAAUUAAUUAAUUAGCCAAAGAGCUAAAGGCGAACAUGAAGUAUAGCGUUUGCCUGGCCAUCGGCCUGCUGGCAAUGCUUGCUGCCCACUGCACAGCUCUGCCUAUGGCCAACGAGGAGGAGCUCGUCUCACUGGACUCCAUGGAGCAGGCGCAAGGGCAAGGGCAAGCGCAAACACAGGAAUUGCCGCACAUCUUGAAAAUAGCGCCCAAACAACAAACGAACUCCGAACUGGAGCUAAGCAAUAGCAACGUAUACGACACCAUAGUGGAGCAGCUGCGUGCAGCGGGCGUCCACACAUCCGAGCAGCAGGCGUUGAACACGCUCAGCUAUAAGGAGCUGACACGCCUACUCGCGCUGUGGCACAUGGCCCAAGGACGCAACUACUACGAGGCCAGCGACAAUCGUGUCCAGCCCGCAGCAGCCGCAACCACAGCACAGCCAAUUCCUAGCUAGGCUUCGCCUUCGCCUGGAUCAGUUAUAUUUUAAAAAAUCUUUGUUUAUUAUUUCUAAGCAGCUUCUUCAUUAUCAAAUGUACAACGCGUUGCACUUA